Lontra canadensis (Northern American river otter) is the source of this 441-nucleotide messenger RNA. Its product is annotated as cytochrome c oxidase assembly factor 6 homolog. The transcript is spliced from 3 exons. Gene Ontology annotation, cellular component: respiratory chain complex IV; mitochondrion. Gene Ontology annotation, biological process: respiratory chain complex IV assembly. NCBI's taxonomy places the organism in Eukaryota, Metazoa, Chordata, Mammalia, Carnivora, Mustelidae. The coding region runs from base 101 to 340 and encodes 79 amino acids. The record is from RefSeq and is a predicted model, not a curated record.
CCUCCUAGAACGGUGAACGGGAUCCCGUAAGGGUCAUUCCAAGUAGGAGGGCGGAUUUUCCGCGGGACGUGCUUCCUUGGGGUGCGUGGGCCCACGAGGGAUGGCAGCCCCGUCCAUGAAGGAAAGACAGGCGUGCUGGGGAGCCCGGGACGAGUACUGGAAGUGUUUGGACGAGAAGGCAGAGGACGCGUCCCAGUGCGAGCAGCUGAGAAGCGCGUUCGAAUCUAGGUGUCCCCAGCAGUGGAUAAAAUAUUUUGAUAAAAGAAGAGACUACUUAAAGUUCAAAGAAAAAUUUGAAGCAGGACAGUUCCAGCCUUCGAAAACGACGGCACAGUCCUAGGCUGCUCCUGAACUUUCCAUAAGGUUUGACGUUAUUCUGUCUGAACUUGCAAAAUGCUCCCCUAUAGGACAGUAAUGGUUUGGAUCAUGUAAACAGCAUGA